This is a messenger RNA of Xenopus tropicalis (tropical clawed frog), 1183 nucleotides long. It is a transcript of the gene clns1a, whose product is annotated as chloride channel, nucleotide-sensitive, 1A. Gene Ontology annotation, biological process: chloride transport; cell volume homeostasis; spliceosomal snRNP assembly. The record is from RefSeq and is a predicted model, not a curated record. Lineage: Eukaryota; Metazoa; Chordata; Amphibia; Anura; Pipidae. Gene Ontology annotation, cellular component: plasma membrane; cytoskeleton; pICln-Sm protein complex. The coding region runs from base 110 to 844 and encodes 244 amino acids. The transcript has 7 exons.
ACCUGACUGGGGGAGGGAGAGUGAGGCCGCGGUGCAGUGUGGGUCGGCUUGUUGGUGGGAGUAGCGGGCUGUACCACGUGGUUAGGUACUCUGCCUCGGUUUCGCGCCCAUGAAUCUCCUCAGCAGCUUCACGCCUCCCGGCGACGGAGUCCGACGGCUGCAGCCCGGCACUGAGGCAGUGGUGGGCGGCAAGGGGCUCGGCCCUGGGACCCUCUAUAUUGCAGAGAGUCGCCUAUCAUGGCUGAAUGGUUCCGGCCUUGGUUUUUCAUUAGAAUAUCCUUCAAUCAGUCUACAUGCAAUCUCCAGGGACACGGCCGCCUAUCCUGAGGAGCAUCUCUACGUCAUGGUGAACUCCAAGCUCGGAGGUGCGGAGAAAGAAGACAAGGAAGCUCCUAUGGUUGAGCAGGAGGAAGAAGAAGAGAGUGAAGAUGAUGAUGAUGAUGAUGAACCUAUUACAGAAAUACGUUUUGUUCCUGCAGAGAAAUCAGAUUUAGGAGAGAUGUUUUCAGCCAUGUGCGAUUGUCAGGCCCUCCAUCCUGACCCAGAAGACGCAGACUCUGAUGAUGACUUUGAAGGAGACGAGUAUGACGUUGAAGCUCAUGAGCAGGGACAGGGUGAUGUUCCCACGUUUUACACGUAUGAAGAAGGCUUGUCUCACUUAACCACAGAAGGCCAGGCCACACUGGAGAGGUUAGAAAACAUGUUGGCAGACUCUAUUGGCAAUCAGCACACCAUGGCUGGAGUACGGACUGAAGGAUCUGCACAGGAACCUGAAGAUGGAAUGGAUGUGGAGGCAGUACCAGCAGUGGCCGGCCAGUUUGAAGAUGCAGAUGUUGAUCACUGACCCAUGGCUACAGAAAGGCACUUUCCCUGCCCAAGACUGACCGACUUACUGAUGAUUCCAAGUUCAGAGACGUAUGGACUCCGGCUGUGCGUUAACUACCAGCGACAGCCCCCAUUCUUUUUCCCUUAGGCCAUUUAAAAAAAAAAAAAAAAACGAAGGCUUCUUCAAGUUGUUGUGCUAACACUUUAGCUUUGUUUAGCGGCCAUUUUGUUUGCGUUGAAGGCACUUACGCUCACUGUGGGCAGUUUCAUCUGGAUUAAUUAACUAAAGCACUUGGUCCUGCGGUAUUUGUAACAGUUCUUAUUUUGUUAAAAUAAAUCUAGAUUUUUGUAUCUACCA